UAUGCUGCCGACCUGACUGUAACCAGCGACUGACAUGACAACACACACACACAUACACACACACACACACACACACACACACACACAAACACACACACAGACACACACACACACACACACACACACACACACACACAAACACACACAUAGACGAAGAAAAUAAAGCAUUUUAUUUUGUGAAGAGAGAUGAAGGCUUGAGGAAGGCUCUGGAAGAAGCUGACAUGAAAAGACGCACCAGGCGACUGAAUUGAGGCCUGAGAGGUGUUUGGAAGACCUGGGAUCAUUUUGUCCAACAUGUCCUUCUUCGUCACUCUUUUAAAUUAGUAUAUUAAAAUAAGAGUUAAUGCUCUAAAUGAAGAAGAAGAAGCAUGGCAACAUUUGAGUGUCAUGCCCCGCAUCACUUAGUUUUAAUGAAAUGAACUGAACCUUUCAUUAACAAACACUUGGAGGAUAAAGAAGCCAGCCGUUAGCAGAUAUGACCAACAACGUGAGCUCCAGAAUCGACACCCCGACCAACAUCUCUCUGAGUUCCAGCGUCCCCGUCUCCGAGCUGCUGGAGUACAAGACCGUGUCAGUGUUCCUGGUCCUGCUGGUGUGCGGCGUGGGCAUCGUGGGCAACAUCAUGGUGGUCCUCGUGGUCCUCACCACGCGCCACAUGAGGACACCCACCAACUGUUACCUCGUCAGCCUGGCCAUAGCCGACCUGACGGUGCUGGUGGCGGCGGGGCUGCCCAACGUGUCGGACAGUCUGACGGGCACCUGGGUUUUCGGCCAUGCCGGCUGCCUGGGGAUCACCUACCUUCAGUACCUGGGCAUCAACGUAUCCUCCUGCUCCAUCACUGCCUUCACUGUGGAGAGGUACAUAGCGAUCUGCCAUCCAAUGAAGGCUAAGACAGUGUGCACAGUGUCCAGGGCCAAACGGAUCAUCGCUGGGGUUUGGAUCUUCACCUGUGUCUACUGCAUGCUGUGGUUCUUCCUGGUGGACAUUCAGGUCGGCCAGGACGGACAUGUGCAGUGCGGAUACAAAGUGAAACGGGAGCUCUACCUGCCCAUCUACCUCAUCGACUUCGCCAUUUUCUACGUCAUCCCGCUGCUCCUCGCCAUCGUGCUGUAUGGCCUGAUAGCACGAAUCCUCUACCUCAGCCCUCUGCCCAACCACCCUGACACCAGCGCCACCACGCUGCGGCGGAGUUGCCGGGAACCCUCUGAAGCAGGGAAGGGGGGUCGCCAGGGCCGGCCAAAGAGCGCGCUCUCCUCCAGGAAACAGGUGACGAAAAUGCUGGCAGUCGUGGUGAUCCUGUUCGCUCUACUGUGGAUGCCCUACCGGACUUUAGUUUUGAUUAACUCGUUCGUGUCCACUCCUUAUCUGGACGCCUGGUUCCUCCUGUUUUGUCGGACAUGCAUCUAUGCCAACAGCGCCAUAAACCCUGUGAUAUACAACGCCAUGUCUCAGAAGUUCCGCUGUGCGUUUCGCGGCCUUUACCGCUGCCAGCGGCCAGAGGCUCAUCAGAGAACACUGUCAACGAUCCAGAGCGGCUUCAGCACCGUGCGAGACCCCCGGACCUCCCAGGCCAACAGCAACGGAACCAAUGAGAAUGUAAGGAGGAGCAUCCUGAACACUGCCACUGAUCCGACUACAAAGCAGAAUGGGAGCAGCCAUCAGGAGAUAGUCAACGGCAAGAAAGCCGACCCUCCCGCUGACAUCAGUUUAGCUACCUUCAGCUUUGGUGUGGAUCCGGCUGAGACGCUGGCAACUGCUGAUGAGGACUUGGAUCGACCUUCCUCAAAUAAUACCACAGUAAAAUUUGCAGGCACACAUACAAUAAACGGACAACAGGAAAAAAUGUGAAUAAAAUAACAACAAUGAGCUGUGGAUUACUCAAGCAGAGAAUGAAAAGAGAGAAGAAACCUGUGACCUUCGUUUAUUUCCUGAUUCAGAGGUGUUAGAUUCUGCCGUGACCACUGAGGUCACAGGUAGAUGAAAGAUGAAGAGUAAGUGGUAUUAUUCACACUUUAUUUUUUGGCCACAAAAGAGAGGCUGCACAUGUUUCAUUUGAAAGUGUUUAUAGUGUGUGCAUUAUUAAACAUGUUUACCGUUCAAAAAAAACCGAAUUAAUUCCUAGAAUUUGUUUCACCUAAUGAAGGUCAGUUAUGAAAUCAAGGAUAAAUAUUGAAUAAAUUGCUUUAUAGAAGAUGACAUUUUAAUUUACCCUAUCCAAUAUCUCCAUUGACUUCCACUGAAAAUUGAUAUAACACACUUUUGUGUAUAAGAAGGAAGAGAUCUUUUGAAUGAAUGAGUUAAUAUAGUCAUAUAUAGUCAACUGAGUAACAACAGCUUCAAGAAGCACUUUCUUUUUCUCUAGUUCAAUAACAAGCACAGACUCAAACAUGAGCAAAAAGUCAAUAUAAUUCAUUUUACAAGAUUUUGUAUUUCGCUCAACAGUGUUAAAGGUCAGACAGGGGAACUAUAUUGUACCCUGUAUAUUUUCACAUUUAUCUUUCAUUUGAAAAUCUACAAUAUACAGUGAUCAGAGGCUCACCGUCAGGAGAGGCAAACUAGGCAAAUGCUUGAGGCCCCCCUAAGUGGAAAAGGGAACCCCUCAUGUUGGCACAUUUUACAAUGACAACUAUAAACUCCCUUAAACCUCCUAUACACUGCAUUGCUGUUGCCCCAACACCACCCUCAGUGGGCCCCUGAUGAUGUGUGCUGUAGCUAGUGUCAAUACAUUACCUGAAUGUGAGGCGUUGAGGGAACAUCUGCAAAUUGUAGUGUCUAUCAAAAGUCUGCACUUGAGUUGUUUAGGAGACAUCUGUAAAUUCUAAAUUCUGCCAAUAGUCUGUAUGGCAAGGGUGGGGUUCAUCAUCAUUAUCAUCAUCACUAUAACCAUUACAUCAGUCUUAUCGUCAUGUUUAAUAUCAUUAAUACCAAAAACAUCAGUAAUCAGAGUCAUUAUUUAGUAGUACACACCGAUCAUGUUUUCACAUUCCUGUACAUAGUCUCAUAAACAGUCCAAGGCGUCGCUGCUGAUUUAACCUGCAACCUCCUGUUGACACGCAGCUAGUCAUCUUUAAUGGUGUGGAGGUCAUGGAGACAGACUGGUGUUUUCCUGUUUGUUUGCUCCUUUAUAUGAUUGAACCUGCGAUCUGUAAACUUUUGCUUGAUAUUUUCAGACUAAAAAAAGUAUUAGCUGUUUCACUAUGAACUGUAUCAUUGUCAGAAUGGUAAAACAUUAAAUGUAUUUAGAAAAUAUUGACAUUACAUUGGCCAGGAAUGUAAUUGUACUACGAGAGACCCAUCAGCUUAUAAACAUACCAAAGACAUCUUGUUGUGAGAUGGUUAUCCAUACAGUCACCCCUUGUUCUUACCGACAAGACAACAUGAGAGUGUUCAGUGUGUUAAGAGUAAAAUACUGUACAGUUUAUAACAGUGAAUUUUUCUGACAUUUCCAUUAAUGUGCUCUUCUCUGCUUAGCUAGCUGUGAGAGAACUCAUUAGCAGUCAUUUGGCAGGGAUGAAAUCCACAGCUCAAGUUAAUUUCAUGGCUUAUACUUUCAUGAAGUAAACUGUACAUUAAAAAUUAUUGUUGUUGCAGCCAUGCAUGCAUUGUUGGUUCUGGCUUACCCUGGUUCCAAGGAGAAGAUGAAUAUUAAUUUAAUCUCUGUGGGUCCAGUAGCAUGUUUCUACUUCUAUUUGUUUAUACAUACAUUUCUGUACAUGUUAUUUAAAAGAAAAUGUAUAAAACGACAGUUUUUGAUAUGAUUGAUAUUGGAGCAAAUCUCUCUGCCUCCACUAUUUGUGCUAAGGUAUGCUAAACAUGUUCUGGACAUAUGUUCUGUGUGACCAGUACACUGAUAUAUUGAUGUACAUUGAUAUAUCAAACCAGUAUUUUGUGCAGGAGUACACUAGGUUUUGGGGAACUUGUAUGGAAGCAAAAAUUGACCAUAAAGAUUUGAAUCCUAUAAUAAUAAAUCAAAUAUCUAAUUGUGUUUGUUCUUAAUGUUGAAAAUACCUUUGAAUUUACAACACUGAAAUAUUUUUUAUUUCAAGAGACAGUUUAAAGUUAUGCAAAAUAAAAAAAAUAUUGAAAAAUGUUGGUUCUAUCCAGCAUUACCAUAUUUGGCACUUGAGUUUUCCAUAUUCCAGUGUUAUUAUAUUUUUAUAUAUAAUUCAGUGGUAUUAUAUUCAUACAUUUUACAGUGAUGUAUUCAGUCAGUUAUAGAUUCGAAUCUUUUUGGCAGUUAAUUGCCUCCAUAAACUUGUCCCAUAAGUCAGCAUACCCUUUAACUGUUGAAAACACUGACACCAGUCGUCAUGAGUCGCAGCCGGGUUUUCGCUCCACCGUGUUAACACCUUAGCAUGUUAGCACAGAUGUCCAUUUUAUACACUGUGUUGAGUGGUAUUAGAUUCCUGGCUUUAUCUUUAAUGUGAGAAAGUGAGUGUAAAUAGUUUUUCCCAUAAGACCCAGUCAGUAUGAGGAUGCAUUAAUGUUAUCUAGUUGGCAGUGUGUCAAGAGACUAACUUUACAGAACAUACUGCAUGCAAAUGUGGCCAACAUUUUCUUGUUUUGGUUCCUUCCUCUUUCGUUAUAGUUACUAUAAGUGAUGAUGCACAGUGCUGUAAUUGAUAUUUAAGUUACUGAUAGUGAUUAGAUUGUUUUUACUUGUUUAUUUUUUCUGGGAUUUCUGAAAAACACUGCAUGCCUACAACUUAUCCUGCUGGAUGCUUGUUGGCAGAAUUAGACCUCAAAAUGUAUUUGUGUUUUUAUGCUCACAGAAGUUUACUUUAUUUACAGGAUGUUUUUGCUUUUUCAAAACAUGCUACCUAAAUACGUACAUGCAUGUUAGCUGUGCUGAAAUUUAAAGCUGCUUUAAAUGAUUUUUGGAGCUAUAAAGCUGUAAACACCACAAUGACAUAUUAUAUAUUAUAUUACAUACAUUUCUUUAGCUGCUAGAUGCUCCAAUAAGUUAAGCAUCCAGUUGCUAACUGUUUUUGUCUUGUUUGGUGCUGGGCUGGUAGUGAAGAGUGGGCUUUUUCAGAGUUAUCCUGCUGGAACCGGCAGAUGAUGAAAGAGAGUGUGUGGUUUGUUAACCAAAAUAAUCAAAACAUGCCAAAAACUCUAUAUAGAAUUUAGGGGAAAGAUGUCAAUCCAUCACUACUAGAAACCUUUUUUCCAUUACACAUAAUCAGUUGAUACAUCGCUUAGUGCAUCUCUAAAGUUCACACAAGGACAGUAGCUGCUUUCUUGUCUUACAAAACUCUAUCAUCAUCCUGAAGUGAUGAUAGAUUGUUAAGGUGGAAUUGCUUUGGCUGUCUCCUUGAUGACAAACUCUUUAUCUACAAACAUCUUUCCCAUCAUUCCUUUUGUAGAACUUUGUGUCAUGCCUAUGAUUAAUGUGCUAUGGUUUAAAUGUUCUUUUUCAGCUGUUUGCUAUAUGAUGGUGGAGCAUGUCAUGUGGUGAUGAAUUAAUUAUAAUGUUAAAGUUAAAAGUUAAAAAGCACAUUUUCUUUGUAACAUGUAUUAUGGUUGACAGUUAAAUUGGUGUAAAAUCUUUCUUUCACUAUUUUGAUGUACACUGUAUAUGUGUGUGUGUGUGUGUGUGUGUGUGUGUCUGUGUCUGUGUGUGUGUGUGUGUGUGUGUGUGUGUGUGUGUGUCUGUGUGUCUGUGUGUGUGUGUGUGUGUGUGUGUGUGUGUGUGUGUGUGAGUUAGCUAUCAGAGGGGUUCACACAAAAAAAAAAUGUAAUUUAAGUAAAGCCAAGUGAAAUGUUCUUUAUGGUUUAUAAAGUCCCCAGUGGCUACUGCAGAAUCUUUAAUUAUUCUACAAUGUUAACAGUGACUCACCCACAUACUUCUGUACUAUGCACUUUGAAAUGACUUCGAAUGUGUAAUAUAUGUUUUCUUUUUUGGUUAAUUGCAGUGUGUGGAUUGGCUGAUAGUAGUAUCACAGAACUACCCCUGGACAUGCCAGUCUGUGUGUGUGUGCAUGUGUGAGUGUGUGUGUGUGUGUGUGUAUCUAAUUCUGUCAUUAUUAAGCCCUGGAGAGCUGCUGGUUUGUUGUGAAUUAAAUGUGCAGUAAUCACAAAUUUUCAAAUGUAAUGGAUUUUAAAAGUGUUUAUCUGUUUUGUUGCAGAAAGAUGAUGUUUGAUUGUUCGAUGAAAUGUGCCAUGUUCUCUGGUCUGUGGUUUCAUGCAUGCAGUGUAGUGGCUUUCUUAAGUCAAUAAAAAAGCAUUUGUUGAAGAACCUCUCAGUAA
Messenger RNA from Seriola aureovittata, 6250 nucleotides. It is a transcript of the gene trhr2, whose product is annotated as thyrotropin releasing hormone receptor 2. Gene Ontology annotation, cellular component: membrane. Bases 476 to 1849 code for a protein of 457 amino acids. The transcript is spliced from 6 exons. Gene Ontology annotation, molecular function: thyrotropin-releasing hormone receptor activity. NCBI's taxonomy places the organism in Eukaryota, Metazoa, Chordata, Actinopteri, Carangiformes, Carangidae. Gene Ontology annotation, biological process: phospholipase C-activating G protein-coupled receptor signaling pathway. The record is from RefSeq and is a predicted model, not a curated record.